This is a messenger RNA of Clunio marinus, 231 nucleotides long. NCBI's taxonomy places the organism in Eukaryota, Metazoa, Arthropoda, Insecta, Diptera, Chironomidae. The record is from the annotation of a GenBank genome assembly.
AUGAAAAAUUUAUUAAUGGAAAUUCUUCUUAAGAUUUCUCAUAACCAAUGUAUGCACAACACGCUACGUAACUUAUCAAUAAAACCAUUAAAAACGAAAAGCGAAAAUCUCAAGAUAACUCAGAACAGUAAACUCGAAAACCCUUCCGAAAAUAAAGUAGCAGCUUUACAUGAUUUAAAAUAUAUUUCCAUGAAAGUUGCUUCAGAUGUUUUAAUCUUCAACAUCUUUUGA